AGCUUUCUUAUAAUGAUGUAACAUACAAUGUAGGUUUAAAGGGUGUGAAGGUAGGCAUUGUUUUGGUAGAACUUCAAGUAGAACUGUUCUCGAUUCUUGUUUUCAUUUUCAUAAAAAAUUAAAACUUAUAUAAAAAACUAAUGUAUUGAGCUAUAAGAACAAUAAGAAGAGUUAAAUAAAACAUAAAAGAUGGAAGCUGACUUUGAAACUAAAAAGAAAAUGCUUUUUGCAUCACUUGAAAAUGCUGAGAAAAAUCUUCAAGGUACAAUUUUGGAGCAAAAGGAUAAUUCAGGAGAUCUCUCAUAUGCAAAUCAGACAAGAAAGAGAAACAGAGAUGAAUACACUGAUAAAUACAAGAACCGUGGUAGUUUAUUUAAGAGACCUAAUCUUCCUAUAAGUAAAUGUUUAAAGAGUCGUAAACAACCUGACUAUGUGAAAAAUCCAAACAAGUGGCAGCAUUACUCAUUAGACGAUGUUUCGGAUACAUCGGAGCGCAUGAAUACAUCAGCAGCAUUUAGUUUUCUCAAAGAAAUUGAAGCUCGCAAAGAUUCGGAAUCAGUAAUGAACAUUGAUGACGAAAAUAAUACUUCAAAGAUUGUGUUUAAGAAAUCUGUAAGAUUGAAACCAAAGCAACAGGAGAUUGAUCCUCAUUUAGACACAAAAAAGAUUCAGAGUACAAAAAUUGUGAUGCCAGAAUAUGUUGUUGGUCAGAAGAAAGAGAAGCCUAAAAGAGAUCGAAAGCCAAAAGAUCGUGAACAAGCAGGAACUUCAAAGCUUAAAUUGUCUCAUCUUGAUGAGGAACUUGACGAUGCAGAUGAAAAUUAAAAUGAAAACAAUAAAAUGACAUCAUUUAUUAUUAAUCCCAUUCAAUAUGUAGUUGUUUACCCCAAAAAAUUCUAAUAAAAAGUCGCGAUAUUAAGAAAAUUCUAAUAUACCUAAAUAAAUAUUUAAAGUGUAGUUAAUAGAAAUUUAAGCAACAAUUUCAAAGAACGUUGAGAGUAGAGAACUCUCAUCAACUUAAAAUACAAAUU
Molecule: messenger RNA, 1031 nt
Organism: Clunio marinus
Lineage: Eukaryota; Metazoa; Arthropoda; Insecta; Diptera; Chironomidae
Source: the annotation of a GenBank genome assembly